Molecule: messenger RNA, 1233 nt
Organism: Schistosoma mattheei
Lineage: Eukaryota; Metazoa; Platyhelminthes; Trematoda; Strigeidida; Schistosomatidae
Source: the annotation of a GenBank genome assembly
UUAUUAUUAUUAUUAUUAUUAUUAUUAUUAUGAAUCAAACAAGUAAAAAAAGAAGAAUAUGUCUUCCAGUAGAUGGAAGUGAUCAUUCUAAACGUGCAAUUGAAUGGUUUAUUAAAGAAGUUUAUCGACCUGGUGAUGAAGUACUAUUUGUACAUUGUCUAGAAUUACCAUAUUUACCAACAAUUAGUUUAACAUCUGGUUUAAAAGUACCUAUUGAUGAUUGGACUAAAGCACUUCAAGAAAAUAUCGCUCAAACAACUAAAUUGAAUAAUGAGUAUGGUUAUAUAUGUGAAUGCAGUAAGAUACCAUACGAUUUUAUAAUAAAAAAUGGAAUAGCUCCAGGUGUUGGAAUAGUUCAAACUGUAGAAGAUCAUCAUGUUGACUUAAUUGUUAUGGGUAAUCGUGGACUAAGUAGACUCAAACGUACACUACUUGGUAGUGUAAGUAGUUAUGUAGUACACAAUGCAUAUGUACCAUGUAUCAUAGUGCCACCAGUUUGAAGAAAAGAACAAUCAAUAUUUAUACAUAUAUGAAAUAUCUAUGAAGCUUUUUUUGAAAUCAUAUUUUUUAUACUUACUGGAUUACUCUUCUUUCUUGACAUUUAUUCAUUGUGUAAUACGUUAUUAGUGUCAUUUUAGAAACGAAAAUUGUGUAUUCAUUAUUUGUUGUUUUAUUUUAUAAGUAUCUAAAUAAUGUUGACUAUUGAAACUACAUAAAAAAGAUGUACGUUCCCUUUUUUAAGAUUCACAGGAAGUUAGGAAUGAUUACUUUUGUUUAUGAGCAAUAUCGGUGGUGUAGAUUCGGUUGCUCAGUAUUUGUUUUUGGAAUUCAUAUGCAUUACUAAAUCUCCUGCUUACUAGUUUGAUGUCAAGCACUGGCUAGAAAGAUCUUGAAAUAACUGUUUUACUUUAUAACGUAAAUUCUUACACUUACGUGCAAAAUGUUCAAAAUCUACAUUCUCUUCAGUGACCGUCGGUGUUUCCAGUUUAAAUAUUCAACCUCUUAAUAUGUUAUUGCGUAAUACGCUUUAUAAAAUCACAUAGGAAAUAUUUGUCUCUAUGUUGAUCAGUUUCUGAAUUUUGGCAAAGGAGGGAAAACUCGUAAAGUAUGUGUUAUCUCUUUUUUUCAAUACCUGUGUUAGUACAAGUCUGUUAAAGUGUUAUAGUAAAUUAUCAGUAGCUCAACUUAGGCACAGGACAACGCAGAGAGUAGUGUCCACGAUCCUAUCAACUA